Messenger RNA from Engraulis encrasicolus (European anchovy), 899 nucleotides. RefSeq names its product polymeric immunoglobulin receptor-like. The coding region runs from base 1 to 804 and encodes 267 amino acids. Lineage: Eukaryota; Metazoa; Chordata; Actinopteri; Clupeiformes; Engraulidae. The record is from RefSeq and is a predicted model, not a curated record. Gene Ontology annotation, molecular function: transmembrane signaling receptor activity. The transcript is spliced from 5 exons. Gene Ontology annotation, cellular component: plasma membrane.
AUGGCCAGAGACACAACGCUGGAGUGCGUCAGGACUCUCCGUAAUCUGUACGUGCAGAGGGGAGGCUCAGUAACCGUACCGUGCCAUUACGAGGAGCAGCACGCCCCUCUGCUGAAGUACUGGUGCAGGGGAUACACCUGGGACUCCUGCAGCAUCUUGAUCAACACCAAGAGCCCGUCGACUCCCAACAUGAAGCUGUCCAUUAAUGAUGAUGUCAUUCAGCAUGUCUUCACUGUGACCAUGAGGAACCUGCAGGAUGCAGACUCUGGCGUCUACUGGUGCGCUGCACACAUCCCUACUGCUCUGGACCACAAAGCACACCUGACUAUCACAGUCAUACCAGGUCCUCCGGAGCUGCAGUCGGAGGGGAGUGUGUUUUCUGGGCCUGUGGGGGGCCUGGUGCAGGUGAGGUGUGUGUUCAGCGGUCGUCUGCAGAGAGGAGAGAAGAAAUGGUGCCGCAGCGGGACGGUUGUUUGUUUGACCGCCGGCCGCACCUCCAAGCUGUCCAAAUACUCCUUAGACACAGACACGCACACUGGCGUGUUGACCGUCACCAUCAGGGACCUGCGGGCCAGUGACGCCGGGUGGUACUGGUGCGCCGGGAGGGAUACACAGCUCCCCGUCUAUGUGUCUGUGGGCCUAUCCAGGCAGGGUACAGAGAAACCUCAACCUCAACCUCAAACUUUACAAGGUCAGACAACAGACCACAGCGGCGCUUCAAAAAACAAGUCAGCCAGAAAUGAAUCAAUACACUCCUACGACAGUUUAUUCCAAUGGGUCUUUACAAGCACACGCAGAGAAUGAAGAGCACAGGUUUCUCUCAUUGCUGAUCCUGUUGAAAAUACCUGUGGCACUGAUGUACUUGAUAUGUACUGUUGUGGCAGUGAAGACGCAUUGUG